AUGCUCGAGCAAGACGUAGACAUCACUCUAAAGGUGAUUGUCGUUGGAAAUGGGCAGGUGGGCAAGACGUCCAUGAUCACGCGAUUUGCAAAAGGCAUUUUCACCAACGAAUACAAGAAGACCAUCGGUGUGGAUUUUUUGGAAAAGAGGACGUUUUUGAAGGAUGUGGGUGAGGAGGUUACCUACCUUUUGUGGGACACAGCUGGGCAGGAGGAGUAUGAUGCCAUCACCAGGGCAUACUACAAGGGUGCCGGUGCGUGUAUAUUGGCCUUCUCUACCACGGACCGGGACUCGUUUGAUGCCAUCGAGUCCUGGUACAAGAAAGUCCACGACGAGUGUGGCAACCUCGUGAUGGUACUUGUGCAAAACAAGGUGGACCUCCUAGAUGAAGCGGUGGUAGAAGCAAAGGAGGUUGAGACGCUGGCAAAGAAGCUGCGUCUCAAGCUCUACAGGACGUGUGUCAAAGAUGACCUGAACGUCAGCGAAGUUUUCACCCACCUGGGUAACGAGUUCGUAAAGAACGGGGGCGAGGCAUCAGUGGGCAGAGCGGGCAUGAUGUCGAUAGAGGAGGUUGCGUCGAAGCCGAUGGCAGAAAGAAGUGCAGCUGCCAAGGCGGGAGGCGCAGCCCCAGUGGAAGAUGCUGCGGGCGACCAGCCCUUCAAGCUGUCGAAUGGGAAGCCAUCCGUGCAGCGAACAGGCGGCAAAAAGAAGUCGCGGGACAGUUUCUCACCUUUCGCUGAUGGACUCUUCCCAUGUGUGGAGGAGUCGCGCCAGUUCCUGGAGUGCACAUGCAACGCCAGAAUUCAAGCACUGGCUGUUCGAGGGAGAGGACGCCUGGCGCUGGAGAAGUUCGGAGGGGUGAAGGGCGCUAACAGUGUCGAGCCUCCGGAGGAGAAAGGCCUGGCCGAGAUGCCUAGCAGAGUCCUGGCUCCGUUUCUUCCGGAGUUUUGGCCGAGGGCGGUCCUCGAGCGCUGCGGGGACCGUGCUGCUUUUGAUUUCGAUAAGACGCUCGACAUCAUGGUCAUGACCACCUCGGUUGAGAAGCUUCAGUUGCUGGGGUCAUCGGCGAUUACCAGGCGGUAUCUGCAGCUUCGAUUCGGGCUGAUCUCCGGACAGGACGGAGGCCAGGAAGAGGCCUCCAAGCCCUUGAAGAGGAAGCAGGAGCAGGGCCUAAGACCCGAUCAGAUAACCCGGAAGAAGCUCUGGCAGGCUCAGGGCAUGCAUGCUGUAGACGUGGAUCUGCAAGCUGUCAUCGUGGACCAGAAAGGUGUCAUCGUCGAUGCGGCGUACUACAACAACAUGAAGGCUCUCAGGUGCGUGACGCACUCCGGAGAUGAACAGACCGGGGAGAAGACUGGUAUGGAUGAAACUGUGUGGGUCAUGCUGCCAAGGGUCCCUCCCCAGGUUAGGCUCAUCAUCUUUGUCGUAGCCGCGCACAACCGCGGUCAGCUCAAGGAUGUUUCCAACGGUGUCCUUCAUGUACUUGAGGAUGAUCCUGGAAGCGAAGUUGCGAGCUAUCGAAUGGAGCAGAGCGCGAAAGAAGUUGAUGCAGUCUUCGUAAUGGCACGGUCAGAUUCUGGGGACUGGAGCCUGCGUGUGCUGGACGAGCCUGCUCAGCAAGGGCGCCACUUCAUGGACAUCCUGGAGCCCACUUUGGGGAACUUGAUCCGUGCAGAGAUCCCGGCAGCGCCGAAGCGCCAGAAGGUGGCCUUCGCGAUGGAGAAGGGGUCCAUGGUGGAGCUCCCGCAGACCUCGGACCUGGGCAAGGUCACUGCCGGCUUGGGCUGGGACGUGAAGGCAGGACCUGGCCCGGACGUGGACUUGGACGUUUCGGUGGUGUUCUUCGCGGCAGACGGCCGGCACCUGGGCGCCGUGUUCUUCGGAAACCAGGAAGAAUUCGGUGUGGUGCACAGUGGGGACAACCUCACAGGUGAAGGGAGUGGGGAUGACGAGGUCAUCACUGUGAACUUGUCGGCCAUUCCAGAUUCAGUCACACAGAUGGUUUUCUCGGUGAACAUCUAUACGCCGAACAUAACUUUUGACCGUGUCUCCAACGCUUAUUGCCGCAUGUGCAGCCAGGAUGGCACAGAGCUUGCUCGGUAUGUCCUCCGCGAGGCGCGAGGUGAAACCGGGCUCCUCAUUGCUCGGCUGAUGCGCGAGCCAGGCCCUAGUCGCUGGGGUUUCCAGGCCAUUGGGACUUUUUGCAAGGGGCGCACAUGGAAAGAUUCUCUGAGGGACAUGGACCCAUUGGUUCGCUCCACGGCGCGGCAAGUGCAGAUGACUACAAUGCAGUCCUCUGCAGACGUGGGGCUCUCUGCUGCAGCUGGCUCUCGGGACAAUCCCAUUCGUGCCACUGUGGCUGCACAGCCUGCAGAUCAGAAGCUCCUGUGCCAGGUCCCUCACUUGUAUGAUCUGGUUGUCGCCCAUCGCAGAUCUCCUGACAUCAGAUCUUUUUCGUGGCCCUCUGGUGCUGCCCGGAUCAGCAAGAACGCCGUCCUGCAGCGGAUAGUUCUGGGCAGCUCCAAGGCACUCAUGCUUGCAGCUGUCCGUCUACCCUGGCCCGAGCGCCUGGCCGAGGAGUCAAAGCAUCGCCAACCAUGGGAGGAGCAAAAGGAACUAGCAGAAGAAGCAGUGCAGCCCUUCGUCCGUAUCACUCAGUACAUGGCUCAUGAUGGAUUGUCGACACUGGCGUGCAGCCCGCAGGAAUACCUGCUGACGGCGACACAAAAGACCUCAGGUGAAGUCCUGGUCUUCCGCGCGGCGGACUGGGAGGUCGCCUAUCAGGAUGAAUGCCGACCAGAGCUUCGGCUAUCGGGAGAAGGAGGAGCAUCUGGCCUGGCUUGGACAGAAAGCUCUUCUCAGCUGCUCGCUGUGAAUCGUGAAGGCGUCACCUGCUGGAACAUCCAAACGGGUGCUGCAACGGCGAGAUUUGCUGCAGGCCGUGAGGUGACGGCCCUGGCCGCAAGUUCCUUCGGGAGCACGUUCAUUGUCGGUUGCAGCGAGGGCCGCUUGGCCUCGUGGGACACCCGAAUCCGAGGACUGGCGCCGACGGGAUGUUGCGACACCCGUCACGGACCGGUGCAGUGCGCUGCCUUUGCCGAUGCGGAACUUGGUUCAAGCCAAUUGGCGACAGGAAGCGCUGAUGGUCACGUGCAAACUUGGGAUGCAAGGCAGCUUGGAGCUCCACUCUGCGAUUUGAGCUGGCCAGGUGUGUCCAGCCAAAGCUUGGAAGCGGACGACGACAGGCGAACCUGGGACGGCAGCGGCUACCUCAUUAGCCCCCUCGCCCCUGGAGUUCGUACCGAGGAGAUGCAGCUGGACAGCGAGCUGGUCUCUAUCCUUUGUCAUCGUAGUCGCCGUCGCCUGCGUGAUCUGCAGUACACUUGCAAGGUCACCAUGCGACUGGACCGGAACCGCCACGUCCUGAGCCUCACGGGCACUGAUGCCGGCAUCGAGAUGGCCAAACAGCAGAUCGAAGGACUAUCAGGUCCUCGACGUCAAGUGCCUCUGAAGGUAUGGGUGGAGCUGAUGCGCACCCGGACGCUGAGCUUAGAUGACCUGGCCGAGCCAAAGAUCGUCUCCGUGGCAUGGGUGCAGGAAUGCAGCGGAUGCCGACUCCAUAUCGAGCGUAGCAGCUGCGAGGUACGCAUCUUCGGCAGCCAGAGUGGCGCGGCCAUAGCGAGCAAAAUUAUUGACGAGAUGGAGUCGCUGUGUUGCGAGCAGACGAUCCAAGUUCGGGGGGACCCCGCCGUGCUGAGCUCUCCUGCACUCCAGAGCAUUGCUCAUGCUUGCAACGCAACCUUCCGAAUCCAAGGCCUUGGUAUCGCUGUGUUGGGGCUGGAGGCAAACGUCGCAAGGGCAAUUUCCCAGCUGGAACUUUUCCUUGACGAUCCGCAGGGCUACGUCCUGCCCGAUGCCGGCAAGCAGCUGCCGGCUGUGCAGGAGGCCCGGCCAAAAGCACCAUCCACGUCAUUGCCAAAGGUGGAUGCGGAACCGAAGCGUGCCGACAAUGUGUGCCCAACUUGUGGCAGCGGUCCGUAUUGCAGCAAUUGCGGACAGUUGGUUUGGCGGCAUGGCUACACUCCCAAUCAGGGGACGUGCGUUUCGCCAGCAAUGCAGUACCAGUUUGUGGUCAUGCAGCCGAUGGAGGCAGCCGGCAACAUGAACUGCAUGAUGCCAAACAUGCAGCCAAUGCAGCCCAUGCAGACUAUGCAGCCCAUGCAGCCUAUGCAGUCCAUGCAAUCCCCCAUGAUGCCAAUGUGCAUGCCCAUGGCCGUCGCCGUGCCGCAGCCAGAACUGGCAAUGGGAGGCUGA
Messenger RNA from Symbiodinium sp. CCMP2592, 4314 nucleotides. NCBI's taxonomy places the organism in Eukaryota, Dinophyceae, Suessiales, Symbiodiniaceae. The record is from the annotation of a GenBank genome assembly.